AGCCAUGAGUUUGUAGGAUUGUGAAUAAAGCUGGACUAGUGGCCUUGCAGAAGCUUAUUUUAAAUCUAACCAGGGUACUGGAUCCACACGUAGAAGAUAUGGCGAGCAGUUCAGUUUACAACUUCACCAUGGACUCACUGGAAAGGAAAUCUGUUUCUCUGGGGGUUUACAGGGGGAAAGUGCUUCUCAUCGUCAACGUGGCCACCUUCUGAGGCUCCACUGUCAAGGAGUACCACAGGCUGAAUGCACUCAUGGACAGAUUCAGUGGUGAGAACUUCACUAUUCUGGGAUUCUCAUGUAAUCAGUUUGGACUACAGGCACCAGAGGAGAAUCACGAGACUUUGGACAUUCUGCGGUGUGUCAGACCUGGAGGCAGUUUCAUCCCAAAGUUCCCCAUGUUCAGUAAAAUCGAGGUUAAUGGGCUGAAUGAGGAGCCUCUGUACUCCUUCCUGAAGGCGUCUCUGCCUUCUGUGAACCCUGUCAUUGGAGACAUCAAGAAACUCUAUUGGUCUCCGAUUAAAGUCAACGACAUCCGCUGGAACUUUGAGAAGUUUCUUAUCACUGCAGACGGGCUGCCAUACAGACGCUAUGACCUCAAUCACCCAUUUGAAGAGGUGGAGAAAGACAUAGCUAUGCUCCUCACUCUGCAAACCCUCAUUCUGUAGCUUCUAUGUCUCAACUGACCUCGGAUCAUCGCUAUAAAUACAACUUUAGAAAUAGUGAAGGGUUUCAUUAUUACUUGUAUAAUAUACAAAAACACACUGACCGUAGCGGAGAAGAAGUCCUUCCAGAAGCCUUUACACUAGACCCCUUUUACACUGUGGAAAUAGGAAGUCAAUUUAUUAUAUAUUUCUAAGGAUUUGAUUCACCAUCACUGUGGAAAUGUGGAUCGCAAAAUAAGACUUUCACUUACAGUACGUUGACCAAAAUAGAUUUUCCAGAUCUGGAAAAAUACGUAAAUUCUGAAAAUAGUUUGUAACAAAAUAUGGACAAUUGGCUAUCAAAAAGCCUCAAGACUCUAAGGUGGAUAUUCACUUUUUUUAAUUCAAUCCUUUUCCGUUUUCACUACACCAUUUAUAAGCUUUGUAAAAAUCCAAGAAAAGUAUUGAAACGUCUCAUUUCCCUCCCAUCGAGAUACAGUCAAGACCUCAGACAUUAUAGUGAAAUUUCUACAUAAGUAGGAAAACCCAAAAUGCUUUAGGGAUCUAAAGGAAGUGCACAUGGUACAGUUUGGGAUGGGUUGUAGCAGUGUAAGUCCUAAGCCCUGGUUCAGUCCUGUGUGUGUGUGUAUAUGUUUGUGUGUGUGGUGUAGUGGUGGGGCAGUGUGAUGAUCCCUCAGUAAAAGCACUCAGGCAGCUGAGCUGGGUCUGAUAGGGCUGGAGAGAGAGACUCUGAGCUUCAGUGUGUUCACUCAGAGAAACAUCUUCACCCAGCACCAUCACUGCGGCCUGACACACACACGCAUGCAGGCUUACUGAUCUGAUCAGAGGUUUCAAAAUGCAAAAUAAAGUGAUUUAUUAACCCUAUAUGA
Ictalurus punctatus (channel catfish) is the source of this 1531-nucleotide messenger RNA. RefSeq names its product glutathione peroxidase 9 (gene gpx9). The record is from RefSeq and is a predicted model, not a curated record. The transcript has 5 exons. Lineage: Eukaryota; Metazoa; Chordata; Actinopteri; Siluriformes; Ictaluridae. Gene Ontology annotation, biological process: response to oxidative stress. Gene Ontology annotation, molecular function: glutathione peroxidase activity.